CGCUCCAUCCGCCACACACGAACCGUGCCCGACCGAACGCGCGGCUCACACAGUAUCUAGACCACCACACAUCGCCAACUCGUCGGCGCGUCCGAGGAAGGAAGGAAGGGAGCAAUGGCGGCGGCGGCGGCGGAGGUGGGCAACAGGAGGGUGAUCCUGAAGCGCCACGUGACGGGGUUCCCCACCGAGGACGACAUGGAGGUCGUCCCCGCGACGGCGCGCCUGGCCGUGCCCCCCGGGUCGGCCGCCGUGGUGGUCAAGAACCUCUACCUCUCCUGCGACCCCUACAUGCGCAGCCGGAUGUCCCGCCACGACGAGCCCAGCUACGUCCCGGACUUCGUCCAGGGGGAGGUGUUAACCACUCUGGGCGUAAGCAAGGUGGUAGAAUCCGGGCAUCAGGAUUACAAGGCCGGUGAUCUGGUGUGGGGAAUGACAGGAUGUGAAGAGUACACUUUGAUCACGAACCUGCAGACACAUUUCAAGAUCAACCAUCCCGAGUUGCCGCUGUCGUACUACACAGGAGUUAUGGGCAUGCCUGGCCUUACUGCCUAUGUUGGAUUUUUUGAUGUGGCCAAGCCAAAGAAGGGCGACUAUGUCUUUGUGUCCGCAGCCUCAGGUGCCGUCGGACAGCUUGUCGGGCAGCUUGCCAAGAUCUCUGGCUGCUAUGUGGUUGGUAGUGCCGGUUCCGAUGAGAAGGUCAACCUCCUGAAAACAAAGUUUGGGUUUGACGAUGCCUUCAACUACAAGAAGGAGCAAGACCUGAACGCCACACUGAAGAGGUGCUUCCCGGAGGGCAUCGACAUCUACUUCGAGAACGUGGGUGGCGCGAUGCUGGACGCGGUGCUUCUCAACAUGAGGCUGCACGGGCGGGUGUCUGUAUGCGGGAUGAUCUCGCAGUACAACCUGGAGCAGCUCGAUGGCGUGCGCAACCUCUUCCACAUCGUCGCCAAGCGCAUCCGUAUGGAGGGGUUCAUCGUGAUGGACCACUACGGUACCUACAGAAAGUUCGAAGAGGAGAUGGCCGGCUACCUCAAGGAAGGGAAGAUCACUUACGUGGAGGACGUCGCCGAGGGGAUCGAGAGCUUCCCGUCGGCCCUCAUUGGGCUCUUCUACGGGCGCAACGUCGGAAAGCAGCUGGUGGCCGUCGCACGGGAGUGACGUCGCAUGCCAGGAGCCCUCCUGGAUCGAGAAGUGCUGAUGUGCCUUCAGAGAUCAGAAUUCAGAUAUAUAUAGAGGCGUACUUAGUCCGGUUUGCUGGAUGCAGCAUCCUUUGAGCCAGCGUUUGGAGAAACUUGGAGAAAACUGAAUCCUGCUUAGGUGAUCCAGGAAGCUGGAAUGAACUAAUAAUGUUUACUAGUAUUACAAAAGGGGAGUUGAUGGUA
Hordeum vulgare subsp. vulgare (domesticated barley) is the source of this 1382-nucleotide messenger RNA. Its product is annotated as 2-alkenal reductase (NADP(+)-dependent)-like. Gene Ontology annotation, molecular function: 2-alkenal reductase [NAD(P)H] activity. The record is from RefSeq and is a predicted model, not a curated record. NCBI's taxonomy places the organism in Eukaryota, Viridiplantae, Streptophyta, Magnoliopsida, Poales, Poaceae. Bases 115 to 1158 code for a protein of 347 amino acids. The transcript has 5 exons.